Messenger RNA from Verruconis gallopava, 3133 nucleotides. RefSeq lists its product as uncharacterized. Bases 153 to 3062 code for a protein of 969 amino acids. Lineage: Eukaryota; Fungi; Ascomycota; Dothideomycetes; Venturiales; Sympoventuriaceae. The transcript is spliced from 2 exons. Gene Ontology annotation, molecular function: microtubule binding. The record is from RefSeq and is a predicted model, not a curated record.
GCGGUAUCACCACGGAAAGUUUUUCUGCGACAAUCUCGAACGCGACAGGAUUCUUCCUAUCAAUAUUUCUUCCAAGCCCUGUGUCUAGGACUUACAAAAAGUACUCGUUUACGAGCAUUGCGUGCGGAUGCACGCUACGGAUAUUUGACACAAUGGCAUCCGCGGCCAGCUCACAGGCAGUAUACGACAGCAACCUUACCAUCGAUGCACCUCACUUCGCCCUCCCUGCGACCCCAAGCAGGUCGCCGUACAAAGACACGCUGCACAGAAGGUCGCCAACGAAACAGCUGCGACCGGGUCCUAAGACUAUAGUGAACUACGAUGAGUAUCACCGCCUAGUGAACAGCGACAUUUCGACUGUGGCAGAGAAAGAACUUGCAACACGCGUUGUUCGUGCCGCGGAGAAGCUCAAGGGAUGGUGCAGAGAGGUUGAGCAGUGGGGUUGGACAGGCAGCUUUGACAAGCGAUACGGUCGACCUGAUAGCGACCCUUUUGAACGUGCCGAUCUGAGCCCUAGCUUAGAUCAAGAAGCAGUCAAGGAGUACGACGAACGAUUAGACAAAAUUGACGAAGAACUUCAAAGCCUCGAAGUCGACGAUCUCAAAGAACAAAUACUAGGCAUUCACCGCGGCAGAUCACGACCCUCCUCAAGCUAUUCCUCCUCCAGCGUAUCAAACCUAGUUCUCUACGAUGACUUUCAACUGUUCGUGACCGAGUCGCUACUCUACAGUCUUCCAUAUUAUGCAAAGCUGAAAGACUAUCUCAAAACAUGGAAUAUUCGACUCAACGUGUUCCGUGAAGUUCCAACAUAUCUCAGUGGCUUGAGCUUCCUAGAGGAGAUUCUCAAAGAAGCUUGGCAAGGCCUGAAGCAUGCAUCAAUUACGGAGAUUGACCCCAGCGACAUCGACGCGCUGGACGAACAACUUACCACGGCGCAAGCUGCUUUGAAACGGAAGGUGACGGAGCUGGGCUCUCAGCUCGACAGAAUGUUGGAUAUGCUGGAAGGGAAGGACGAUUGCUUACCAGAUGCAUGGAUCGAUAAGUACGAAAACAGUGAAAAGAGCUACGGCGAGUGGUCGUACCAGGCCGAUAGGAAGCUCUUCCACCUACGACAUGCUGAUCGUGAGUUGCUUAGAGAGGCAGCAAUGGUCAAAUCUCUUUCCGAAACAGUAGAAUAUAGUCUGGUAGAGCCAAAAGAGCCCAGUUCUAGUCAGGCGCAGGAUGUUGCAACACACGAAACAAAGACUGGGCUCCUUCCAGAGGCAGCAGUAUUGCCUUUGGGAAUGGACGACCAGCGUUCUGAAGAUCAAACGAAGGAGACUUUCGCAGAACAAUCCAGAGCGUCUGUCGAGGAAAGUUAUUCCACGCUAAAUGGAGAUGAAAAUUCGGCGGAAGAUGAUGAUCUGCAGGAUGAGGAAGAACCCGUCAUUGUAGAGGUUGUCCAUAGGCCGGUAGAAGCGGUUUUACGUCGCGCGUCCGUCGCCUCCAUCGAGUCGUUCACACGCGACCAGGUUAAGAGUGUCGAUGUACCCAGCCGCAGAAGUAGUAUUGCCUCAUUUAAUUCCGUCAAACGGCCAAUGUCACGAACAUUUGAUACUCCGGGAACCCCCUCUCCAGCUGAAGGACAACCUCGACGCUCGUCAAGAACAAGUCCACUUGCGACUGAAUCAGUAUCGGACUGGCCUGAUUUGAAGUUUUUGACGGAGCAAACGCAACCACGAACGCCUCCUCCCAAUUUACCAACUUUACGCAGAAAUAGUGGCUCAUCCAUGACAUCACCUGCUUCUGAUGUUUCGGACUCACUUAAUCAGGGUGACGAGUCACCAUCAGUGCGAGCCAGCAUGAACCAUUCUUCGAAGCCUCCUCUGAACUACACAAUGAAGAAACGUCGAAACAAUAAUAGCAUUGAUGCGUCGAGAAUGGCAUCAACCCCAUUCCCGGAUCAAGAGUUAAAUCUCGACACGUCGUUGCCAACAAUACCUGCUUCGCCAACAAAAACUAAAUCACCAGGAUCACCGUCUGUACCUCUGGAAGAGCAGAUUAGCAGUAUUCUUGAAUCACUUCCGGCACGAAUAAAGCUGACAUCCAGCUCCACGCCCAACGCUCCAGAGGUCAAGUCUAAGCACAAGCGAAGGACCUCUACAUCAUCCACUGUUUCUGCGACCUCCGACGCCCCUCGAUCUGGGAUCCGUAGUCGUGCUGUCACCCCAUCAUUGACAGGAAGACCUGGGAUUACACUAGCACCAGCUGACGAACCUGGCCCAAAAAGAGGCGCUAAUGACCCAGAAAUAAAGGUCUACCACCUAAUGUCUGGAAACGACAAACCUCUGAAGUUGUUCAUUCGACGUGUGGGUGAGAAUGGCGAACGCGUUAUGGUACGUGUUGGGGGUGGAUGGGCCGACCUUGGCGAAUAUCUUAAGACAUAUGCCGAGCAUCACGGCCACCGAACAGUUAGCGAAGGCAGGGUGGAGGUGCUAGGUUUAGGAAAUGAUAGAAUUCUAACUCCCACAUCAGCAAAUAGUGGUAGGAAUUCCGCUCUAGGAUUUAGGAGCGAGAGCCGUGUCGAGGGAGCCGAGGGAAGAAGUGGUAGCAGAUUGGGCAUGCGCACAGAUUCGCGUCAAGGAAUGCUAAGUGAUUCGAGGAGAUCGAGUACGAUGGGGUCGACUGGCUAUCCUUCAAUUACCACCAGCAAUGGGAAAGAUCUACCCGGUGCAAGCCCUGCCACCACGGACAGCAUCUCUGGGCCGAACGAAGAUGUUCCUACGCCAACGUCGGCUACAGCUUCAGCGAAUGGGUCGCAACGUAGAGGUAAUGCAUUCUGGGACGAGGGUGGAUCUCUCAUGGGCCCAGCAGCUGUGAGAAAGAGCAGUGAAAUCAGCAGUGAGAAAAAAGAGUGGGUUGAUUCCGUCGUGGAACAGGCAAAGAAGGUGGGACGCAAGGUUGAAUUUGGAGACCUGAAGAAAGUGGGCGGGACGCGUAGAGUAUUUUUGAAAGGGAGGACAGCUAGUGGUACAACGUCUGCUGGCGGUGCCACUCCUCCAAGCACAGGCGACAGGGAGUAAUCGGAUUGCUCGUUGAGAGGACGACAAGAAAAAUUUAUGAUAUACCCUUAUUCUGGAAAAUAUGAUUCCUG